CAGGUUUCUACUGCCGCCACCCAGCCUCUCUGACUUUCCGCUUGACGAUCUCUGUCACCAUGUUGCUCACCAUACCGGCCGCAUACUUGCUGGCUUUACACAUCGUCGUCUUGAAGCGAGACCGUGUCGGGCUUCGGUUCCCUGUCAAGAAAUAAGCGACCACGUCCGGCACAGCUGCGACUACUCACUAGGCUCCUAAUGGCCCCGGCAAUGUUGUCACUCAAGUCAGAGCUCCCCAUGUCACCACCAGAUGAUGCUGCCUUCCGCAGUGGUACUUCGGGUGGUUUCAGCGAAGACGAUGACCUCCCGGACGAGCGCUCCCCAACAUCUUCUCAGGAGCUACUCAGUCCCUGCCCAUCGUCUUACAUGGACGGCGACGAUUUUGACGACGACGAGUCCGGAGACUCUUCCUCCACGGCAUCCCAGCUUUCCUCUAGACGCAAGCGGACCCCGAAGACUUCGGCACGAUCUAGGACAACGGCUUCAGCAACAACGCUGAAGACACCAGGGCAGCCCAAGAUGAAAAAGACCCGGCGGCUUAAGGCCAAUGACCGCGAGAGAAAUCGAAUGCACAAUCUCAACAGCGCUCUGGAUCGUCUCCGCUGUGUUUUGCCGACUUUUCCCGAUGACACCAAGCUGACCAAGAUCGAAACGCUCAGGUUCGCGCACAACUACAUUUGGGCCCUUUCGCAAACGCUCAAGAUAGUCGAGUCCAAGGCGGAGAAGAAGGAUCCACCGGAGGUGCCUCAGGACACGCUCACUACGACGCCGACAUCGCCCGCUGGACUUCACGAGCCGACGACCACGCCGUUGGUAGCGACGUUGACCCCGUUGGCUACCGCUGGGCCUACGACACCUCGGGGAUAUUACACGCCCCCUCUAUCCGUUACGUCAUCGCCGUCGCCCGUGAGGCAGCACACACCUUCAUCAGCGUGUCUAGGGUCACCCUCGACGCCGUGGAACUUGUCAUCCUGUCCGGGUUCGGUGGUUGUGUCGACGCCGGCUAGUUCUGUGGACUUUUCGGACUCCUCGUGUUCUGGAUCAGAGUGCGGCUUCACGACUUACGAGGCCUUAUGAGGAACGCCUGCGCCUAACAUUCACACCGACUAAAGGCCCCAGCAAGUGGACACUGUGUGUGUGAACAAAGUGUGAGAGUCAAGCGAACAUUGCAUGGCGGGCUGAUACGCACACGCGAAAAAAAAAAAAGACCAUUCGCGCAAUUCUGUGGACUUGGGUGUUGGGGCCUAAUUGCCUAACACCUUUCAUCAGCCCUCAUAAAAACGACGUGGACAUUGUGGCAAUCUUCAUGAUACUCGAAUAAUUUAAGCCUUCUUUAUUCCGCUUUUCAU
Molecule: messenger RNA, 1349 nt
Organism: Dermacentor albipictus
Lineage: Eukaryota; Metazoa; Arthropoda; Arachnida; Ixodida; Ixodidae
Product: neurogenin-3-like
Biological process (GO): sensory organ development; positive regulation of transcription by RNA polymerase II; axon development
Cellular component (GO): nucleus
Molecular function (GO): DNA-binding transcription factor activity, RNA polymerase II-specific; protein dimerization activity; E-box binding
Source: RefSeq, a predicted model, not a curated record